AUGGCGACAUCACCACAGAGCCCACCAAAGAGACCACGCCUCUCUCUUCAAAUCACAGCCAUCGCCAAUGGCCCAAGUGUACGGACAUCGAGGAGGGUGGCGGCGGCGGUAGACAUGAAAUCGCCCACGGCCUUCAACACACUGUCAAACGUCUACGCUACCGCUGUCGACCGCUCAACGCCGAUUCAAGAAAACCCGCCAACGGCUCUGCUGAGCGGUAGGCCAAUACUGCGGCUCCAAACCCAAACUCAAGAUGCCGCGCCAGCAACAGCAACGGCAGCAACCGCCAAAGCCAGGCACACCCCCUAUUUAGGUCCAUAUCUCGACACACCUCUCACUGCGCAACCACUAUCCCCCGCCAUCGCCAUCAACCGCGAGGUCCAAUUCCCCAGCGCCAUGACCGCCACCCCCCCAUUAUCCGCCCAAGCCCAGGACGCAAACGCUCGUGUAUUUACCUUUGACAGCACUAAUAAGCCCGGUCUCCCAUCACGGCAUCAAAAUCAGUCUCAACAAGAGAGCACCGCUCCAGCUCCAUCAUUGCCAUCACAAUCCCUCAAAAGAAGAACCAACACCUUGCCAGCCAACAUGACCCCCAAGCUCCCCUACACCCACCCCCGGUCUCUACGGUCCAUCCUCCGCAACUCCCCCUUGCCACCAUUGACCACCAACUUGUCCCCCUCCACAGGGCAGAACAUUUCCCCCAGGCGGACCUCCCUCCGCCUCCAAGAAAGAGCCGCCAGGCGCGUGGCGUAUAACUCACCCCUGGAACAAACGAUAACAACCCACAAAUACACCCGAUCACAUAUUGAUCUCCUAGUAGCCGACGACGACACCACCCCCGUAAGCCCCUCCGUCACCUCUGACGAAGGCGACCUUGACAGUAACUCCACAGUCUUGGACCAAACCAUGGCUUACUCCAACCUGACCCGCGACGGGGGGCAAACACCGGGUCCGUUUGAGGAAAUGCGACGUCGCAUGGCCGACAUGAGGGCCAGCACACCCACUACUUCCUCCUCGUCAGCUUUGUCGCCUACUUCCACGGGCGGCAUCAGGAAAAAGGGCGGAAAAAGGAGGGAGAAGAAGAGGAGGUGGGUCUGGACGAUUGGACAGGACGAAGACGGGGAGGAGAGUCUCCCUUCUUCAUCAACCACUCCAGCAACAGCGGUACCAACGCUGGCGAUCCCAACAACAGGGAAAAAGCACCCCCUGGCUGCCUCGACUACCGUCCCUGUGAUUGCGGUCCCUGCUCCAAGAUCAAGGGAGAGACAAUCAAAAUCAACAGUCGGCACGAACGGAAAGGGGGUGGCGGUUGCUCCUCCUGCUAUCACACAACAACAACAACAACAACAACAACAACAACAAGAGCAACAACAGACCCGAGAGGAGAGGGAGCCAACCCCCAUCCCUUCUUCAUUGCUGCCCAUCCCACAUUCAAGCCCGGGUUCUUGGUCCAACUCAUCAGGGUACUCGGGGUAUUCCUCCGACGCGGAUAUUUCCAUGCCUAACCAGCAGCAACAACAACCCUACCUCUCCAUCCAAACAACUGCCCAUCAUCAACUAUCCUCCGCAAUGGCGAUCGAGCCCCCCACUCCCAGCGUGGAAUCCAUCGCCUCGUCCACCCAAGACAGCGUGUUUGAGCAUACAAUCGGGUAUUCUUCGAGUUUGAGAGGAUCGUUCAGCUCGGCUGGGGGCGGGAAUGGACAGGAUGUGGAGAUGAGCGAUAGCAGUUCUUUUACUUCUGUGGAGGAGCAGGAGGAAAACAACCAUUAUACCUACCAAGGGAAGGGGAGGGUCAUGGUGGGGGAGGAGGAUGUGGAGAUGGAGGAGGGGACCCCGACUAUGACUGCUAGGCCGGUGGGUGCGCCGUGGAGGGUGGCUGAUGGGGGGUUGAUUGCUAGGUGA
Molecule: messenger RNA, 1902 nt
Organism: Podospora bellae-mahoneyi
Lineage: Eukaryota; Fungi; Ascomycota; Sordariomycetes; Sordariales; Podosporaceae
Exons: 1
Coding region: 1-1902 (633 amino acids)
Source: RefSeq, a predicted model, not a curated record